UACUAGUUAGAUCCCUUAAGGCUCUCAAGAGAACAAGUUGUGUCGUACAUCUCUUAGUGAAGACUCAUUCAAAUUCAAGCAGCAGCAACGAUGAGUGGUCCAGGUGUCGGGUUCGAAUACCCAGCAGUGCCCGUGUCGUGGUACAAGAGAGAUGUCCUGUUGUUCGCCAAUGCCAUUGGCUGCGAUGCCAAAGACGAGCUUCACUUCUUAUAUGAGCUAGACAGACGGUUCCAAGCCUUUCCCACAUUCAGCAUUGUUUUGCCCUUUCGCGGAACCUCGCCAGAGGUCAUCGACUUCUACGCUUCACAAAACUCCAAGCGUGCAGCCAUCCCUGGUGUACCAAAAUUUGACAGCCGCAAGGUUGUUCACGGAGAGCAAGCCAUAACUUUCUUGAAGCCUCUGCCAACAACCAGUGAAGGUCGUGAGUUUGAAAUGAGAGCAAAGGUUCUGGGAGUCUACGACAAAGGAAAGCCCGGUUCGGUAGUUGAGACGGAAAACUUGAUCGUCGAGAAGGCAACUGGUGAAGUCUACAGUCGAGCUGUUGGCAUGUCAUUCUUUGUUGGCCAGGGUAACUGGGACGGACCCAAGGGACCAAAGACGGUCAACUACCCCCCUCCGGAAGGUAAGAAGCCCGACGCGGAGUACGUGUAUCAAACCAAUGCCGAGUCGGCACAUCUAUACAGACUUUGUGGCGACUACAACCCUCUGCAUGCCACACCAGAGCCUGGUCAGCAGAUGGGCUUCGGUGGUGCUAUUCUUCACGGACUGUUCAGCUGGAACACUACCGCUCAUGGGCUGCUCAAACUACUUGGAAACUCGGACCCAUCCAACAUGAAGGAGUUUGCCGCGCGAUUUGCAAGUCCCGUGAAAGCAGGAGACACGCUCGUCACACAGAUCUGGCGUAUGGGCAAUGUCGACGACGAGGGUUGGGAGGAGGUAAGAUUUGUCACCAGUGUGAAGGGUGGAAAGGUAUGCUUGAGUAACGGCCGAGCAAAGAUGAAGAUUGCAGGACAUAAGAGUAAGCUUUAAGGCAGUGUGUGAAUGUAAAAGCACAUUGGCCUGUCGAGAGAGCUAUUAGAAGACGAGAUGUGUCAAUAUCAGUGAACACUGUAGAGUAUCAGAGGUCAUCGUACACUUGCAUAGUCG
Molecule: messenger RNA, 1146 nt
Organism: Aureobasidium subglaciale EXF-2481
Lineage: Eukaryota; Fungi; Ascomycota; Dothideomycetes; Dothideales; Saccotheciaceae
Exons: 5
Coding region: 91-1029 (312 amino acids)
Cellular component (GO): peroxisome
Source: RefSeq, a predicted model, not a curated record